This is a messenger RNA of Ostrea edulis (European flat oyster), 2844 nucleotides long. RefSeq names its product ADAMTS-like protein 1. The transcript is spliced from 10 exons. Gene Ontology annotation, molecular function: metalloendopeptidase activity. NCBI's taxonomy places the organism in Eukaryota, Metazoa, Mollusca, Bivalvia, Ostreida, Ostreidae. Bases 599 to 2782 code for a protein of 727 amino acids. The record is from RefSeq and is a predicted model, not a curated record. Gene Ontology annotation, biological process: extracellular matrix organization. Gene Ontology annotation, cellular component: extracellular matrix.
GGAACGAAGGAAUGAGUUAUAUAAGACCUCCACAGCAAUCCUAGGCACGAAAUACAAUUAGCUCUGGGAAUCGAGACAAUUACACCCAGCUAGGGGAACGAACAGAUCCCAGAGUAAACACAGCGGCCGAAUUAAUGACUUCCCCCCCACCAGAAAAAAGAGGUACUCUCCGAAUGUGAAUGACUUUGGCUUGUAUCAGAAGUCUGUAAACCGUGUCACUUUUGUGAGUAUCAAAGGCGGCAGUGCCGAGCGGAGGAAAAUCUCUAACUCGUGGUAUGAUGUUGUAAUCGUGUUUACACACAUUCAAGCAGGCAAUUAUUGUAUGGACCGGGGAUUAUUGCUGCCGGGGGUUCUUUGUGGUGCGUUUCAUUCAUUGUUCGGUAACUGGUCUUUUUAUUAUCAACUUUCCCUUAUCGCGUGAAGAGGACAGUGUUCAUGCAUCCCGGCCGGCCGGAUCCGUGUGAUUUGUGUAUCACGAGAAGGGUGCAGAACUUUAAACUGUUUAACACCUGCACAGUGCACGGGUUGAGUGCUAAUUGGGGGGUUGUGUGUUGAGAGAAGACAGGUUUACGGGUUAGAUCGACAUGAUGUUAUAAGCAUGUGGACCGGACUUCUAAGCUUCAUACUUCUGAUUUACCCACAAGAUACCGAAGCCAGUUGGUCCAGAUGGAGUGGUUGGAGCAUGUGCAGCAAGUCGUGUGACGGAGGAUUGUCCAAUCAGAAACGCCGAUGUUUCGGCAACAGCAAUUGUCUUGGAUCAGAAAUCAGAUAUCGCCAUUGCAAUACUAGGUCUUGCAGUGGCUUCCUUACGAACGACAACGAUAGAAUAUGUAACAUUCACAAUAACCCUGGAUCCGCCAGUAGUUACCGAGAGUGGGUCCCGAUAUCGCAGCAGACAUACCCGUGCUACGUGCUGUGCAGGGAUUUAUCGGGAAACAUUCCGAAUGAAAUCAAAACUAACAAAGAGGACGGCACCAAAUGCAGCUCUCAGGAUAACUUUUACUGCAUCAAGGGAGAAUGUAAGAGACUUGGUUGUGAUUGGGAGGUGUGGUCAAACAAGGUGAUUGACAGCUGCGGCAUCUGUGGAGGAGAUGGCUCUAGAUGCGCAAAAAAUGACACACAGUCACAUUUCUAUUGGCUUGUAGAUUGGUCAUCAUGUUCGGUCACGUGUGGUACAGGUCACCAAGAAUCUGUCAUAAGAUGUAUGAAUAGACAAAAUAAAAGAAGAACAAUGGAAUAUUACUGUGACCGAGCGAAGAAACCGAACGACCUUAUCCGGGAAUGCUCUCUCCCAGACUGCCGGCCCCAGUGGGAAAUUUCUUCCUAUGGGCGAUGUUCUGUGGAAUGUGGCGGGGGGAUACAGCGGCGUAAUAUUCGGUGUGUACAACGAUCCGGAAGAGCGAACCUGAUUGUUGUGGGGUCCUACCAAUGCCCGGAUCCGAUACCGAUGUCUGAGAAGGCCUGCAAUUUAAAAUUCUGUCCCGCCAGAUGGCAGACUGGUAAAUGGAGUCAGUGUUCAGUAUCCUGUGGCAUCGGCACCCAAAUUCGUAGCCUGACCUGCGUUAAAUAUCCUACUCAUGGAAUAGAGAUCAGUGUUUCACAUUCGGAGUGUUUUAAUAUUAGACCAGAGAUAACUCGUGCCUGCACAGUAAAGGCUUGUUUCAAAGAAUUUUAUUCACUUCCUUCCAUUGUUGUGGAUAAUUCUACAUUCAUUCAAUAUCGGCGAAUGAAAAGAGUAUACCUCAAUGUUGGUGGUAGGGCUAUUUUAUUAGCAAAGCAACCAGUAAAGAUUAAAUGCAUUGUGAAAAAUAUGGAUAGUAGACUUAUUUUCUGGACUAAAGACGAUCGUCUGAUACCAGUCACGCCCUACAAAAGGAUUCAUGUUUCUCCCAAUGGAGUUCUAAAAAUUAAACGCACAGAUCCAAACAUUGAUAAGGGUGUGUUCACAUGCAUGGCGGGUAUUGAAAAAGCCAGCACAUACAUUACGUUUCAUAACAAGAAAAGGGCAUCAAAGGCGGCCAAAUCAAUAAAGAACUUGCAGAAAGACAAAACAAGUUUAGAUAAACCGCAGUCGGAUAAAAUUCCAGGAUCGUAUGGCUAUCUUAAACCGGAAGGUAGCAACAGUUCCGAUGUGGCGGAAUUCAUGGUCGGUGAUUGGUCAGCAUGUUCAAGGACCUGUGGAAAGGGUUUACAAACACGGAAGGUAACGUGUAGUGUGUAUACGGACAAUUAUAUAAAAAUUGUCCCUGCUACACAAUGCAAACAGCAAGCAAAACCCGUCAAUGUUAGAAAGUGUUUGGUUCAGGAAUUCUGUCCGCAAUGGGAGGCAGAUAAAUGGGGAGAGUGUAGCAUAAAGAACUGUAAAAGGAUAGGCAAGGCGGUACAACAUCGUACCGUGUUUUGUACAAAUGGAAACGGGAGUUCAAUACAUCGUUCUAAAUGCCAGAAUAUUCCCGUUCCAACGGGGUCCCGGGAAUGUGAAAAUACGGAAUGUGAGGUGGAGUGGCAGACUUCCAGAUGGACAAAGUGCAAACCACUAUGUUCGCCUCGUGGAAAGAAGUUCCGUUUGUUUUCUUGUGUGUGGAAGAAAACCCAUAAGCUGGCUCACACGCAGUGCAAAACACUACCACGCCCUCUAGCAUGGAAACCAUGCAAGUCUAAAUGUAUAAACGAAUGCCGGGACCAUUCCAGAUAUUGUUCUUUGGUGGGGAAAUUAAAGAUGUGCCGAUAUCAAACAUUUGUAGACAAAUGCUGUCAAACGUGUAAACAUUCAAAAGGAUAAAUUGUUACAUAAUAUUAAUUUGUUUUAGGAAUUAGAACUCGAAUAAAAUUUGAUACAUAAAA